This is a messenger RNA of Zygotorulaspora mrakii, 2136 nucleotides long. RefSeq names its product Gis4p (gene GIS4). The record is from RefSeq and is a predicted model, not a curated record. The transcript has a single exon. Bases 1 to 2136 code for a protein of 711 amino acids. Lineage: Eukaryota; Fungi; Ascomycota; Saccharomycetes; Saccharomycetales; Saccharomycetaceae.
AUGCAGAAGUCGGUGAGGGUAGACGAUUACUUUGAUAAUGACGACGGCGGCGUUUGGUCGUGGUAUCUUAUGAACAUACGUAGCGGAAAUUUUGAGGAAGUCAGCAAAAACAGACUGAAGGCCACGCUUUUGAAGAGGUUCUUGAACGAAAGGUUCGAUCCUUCCAACAAUCAGCACCACCGGCCGAACACGAAGAUUUUAUUCAUAUCGAUUCCGGAUAAAGUGCACCGAGAUAGGAUACUUUUGGAGAAUUUUCUUAGAGACUACUUCCAUUUGGAACGCUUGGAACACAUCCAAAUAACGAGACUAACCCAUGGUAAGAUUUACAACCACGAGAAUCAUUAUAUCUUGAUCGACACGAUGAACAAUUUUGAAGAUCCGCGAUUUUUGAAGUUGGUGAACACCAGAUGGCCACAAUGCGACAUUGCCGCCAAAGAAUUGACCAAUAGUAAUAAUAAGAGCAGCACCUAUAGUCCUAAUAACAUCAACAAUAGUCAUAAUAAAACUAAUAACAAACGUGGCAGGAGUAAUCACAACGAAGAUCCAAGGUCUUAUGGGACUGUGUCGGAGCGUACAGAUUCAUCGAAGUCGCUGCCUACCUCACAGCCGUAUUCGAGCGGCAUGCAAAAUGGUAUCGGAUCAGCCUCUGGAGAUAAUAUGCAGUUGCAGCAAAGGGUUGAGGUUAAAUCUGUACUAUCAGAAAGCGUAAACGAAAACGACGAUACUCUUAGUACUAGAUUUUUCAAUGACGAGCAAGGUCACGAGACAGGUUCAGAAGAAGCUCACAAGGCUGAAGAAGAUCAAGAUUAUCAAGACGAUUACGGUGAGUCGAUAGUACUCGAUUUCCCACACACAAUUGUACGAAAACAAUUCACUAAAAUGAAUUUAUACAGUCCAGCACAAUCAGAAAAUGUAUCUUUCAAUAGUUAUGAGGAUAAUCUCAAGGAUGCUGGCAGUGAAAGUGCAAGUGAAGAUGAAUCAGAAAUUACAAGCUAUCCCGGUCAACCCUUAACUUUAACGGUAACAAGACAAGAAGAUGGUUUGACAAAUGGUUCACAGAGUUCUCAGGAAGGACAAAACCAUGAUUCGGUUUCGGAACUAUCAAGUGUGAGCAGGUCUCUACAUAGUCUUGGUUCAACAACUUCUUUGGAUGAAGAUGAUAACAUUGAUGUUGACAGUGAUUCCUCUGAUUAUUCUGUCCUAUCAAUUCUACCUUCAAUAUCAAUAUCCGAUUCAUUGGGCCAUUUCAGAUUAGUGUUACAAUUGUCACUUGUGCAAAACCCAGAAACGAAAGAAAUUUUCACAGCAAUAAGACAAUCAAAUAAUGAACCAACUGUUGCUAAUGUAGAGGAUGACUGGUUAUUGUAUGAUUCGAAUUUCUCAAUGGAUAAUCUACAAAUGCUUACAUUACAAGACUUUUUGGAUAGCAAUAGAUCAUUUCCAAAGAUAAUAUUUUAUAGCAUGAUUGUUGUCUCAGAUGACGAAGACGAAUCUACGCAACCAAAAAGUCCGCAACCUCUGCUUUCAACAAACAAUGCAUUUGAUCCCUCGCAACAUACCUUAUUGAGGGAUUCUUUGAAUAAUGAUCAUGUAUCAGAUAUUGAAUCAGAUCUUUCAUUAUCGAACGAGCCAAAAGGUUUUUAUCCUGCUUCUGACCGCGACGAAACUGAUAACGAUUAUGAGUACGAUGAUGCUUCGUUAUCAGAAAAAUCUGACCCCAGAAUGUUUGCUCCAACAAGAAUUCAAUCGAAUGCAACUGCUCACAGAUCCAUUCGCACUGUGAAUAGCAUUGGUGAUUGGGCUUUUCUUCACAGUCAUAAUGAUGUUCAUCCAUCGGGCAAGAUGAAUUUAAGCAAUGAUUCACAACCGACCGAACAAAAUGUUCACUUUAAUAAAGAUGCCAAUGGAUUGCAUCUCUCUGCGGUCAACACUUCAUCAAAAGGAGGGCUGUCCAAGGUUAAUACGGUAGCGUCAAUGGGUGCUGUUGAAAGAUCAAAGAGUACUCCUUUGCCUGUUAUAUUGAAAUCUUUAUCCAUUGACAAUGAAGGUAAACGCUGGAAGUCCAGAAUGGAAGCGUUCAGAAAAAAAAGAUCUCACAGGAGCAAUAAUGGUGAAAAGAAUUGUGCAAUAAUGUAA